Molecule: messenger RNA, 189 nt
Organism: Plasmopara halstedii
Lineage: Eukaryota; Oomycota; Peronosporomycetes; Peronosporales; Peronosporaceae
Exons: 2
Coding region: 1-189 (62 amino acids)
Source: RefSeq, a predicted model, not a curated record
AUGAUAUUUGUAGACCAUUCGAGCAAGUUGGCGUAUCUCGACCCUGUCAACGAUAAUGCGACUGGUGAUUAUACCUCAAAGAUCACUUUCCUGCAAAAUUCUGGCAAACGUUGCUUGAGUUGCUCGACACCCUGUCCAACAGAGACGAUCGAGGCUGUAAAUGCAGACCCGGUUGAGGAUAGAUUGUAG